Molecule: messenger RNA, 1787 nt
Organism: Gossypium arboreum
Lineage: Eukaryota; Viridiplantae; Streptophyta; Magnoliopsida; Malvales; Malvaceae
Product: protein ALP1-like
Exons: 1
Coding region: 182-1447 (421 amino acids)
Source: RefSeq, a predicted model, not a curated record
CAAACUUCAAAGUGAAACAAAAGCAGAGUCAAUCUGAAAGUACUGAGUUAGUGUCUGAGCCAGGUGUGUCGAAUUAUUUGGUCCUCUUCUCUGACUCACCCAACAGUCUCUGACACACAAAAAAACCUCGAUUCCCAAGACUACCGAAAAAAUUCCCUCAUUCCCCGACAAGAAACAACAUAUGGAUCCUCGAAAAUUGUCAGCUUUACUCUCUUCCCUUGUCUCUCAACUCCUUUUAUUGAUCAUCCUUCUCUUUGAUUCCAACAAAACCGCCGACACUCAUUUCUCCGAUGGCACCAACACCUUUGCCGGCGUUCUUAAUUAUUUGCUCUCAUCGCAACAAAUCGCAGCUUCCCUUUCGUUCGUUUCGGUUUCCCGGAAACGGAAGAGAACCCAUUGUUCAGAAUCCGAUUCCGAGCCCGCCGGUGAACAAACCGACCCCCAACUCGACCGAGUCAGACUCGGGUUGACUCGGGAUCCUGACUCAUUCAAACCCUUCUUCAGGAUGAAAUCCUCCACCUUUGAAUGGCUCGCCGGGUUGCUUGAACCGUUGUUGGAGUGCCGGGACCCGGUUGGUUCCCCGUUGAAUCUAUCCGCCGAGUUACGUCUAGGGAUUGGUUUGUUUAGGUUAGCCACCGGUUCGAGUUACCCCGAAAUCGCUCAACGAUUUGGGGUUCCCGAGUCAGUGACUCGUUUCUGUACCAAACAUCUGUGUCGAGUCCUCUGCACUAAUUUCCGAUUCUGGGUCGCGUUUCCGACUCCCGACGAGCUCAACUCAGUCUCCUCCUCGUUCGAAAGACUCACCGGGUUACCGAAUUGUUGCGGUGCCAUGGAUUGCACGAGAUUCAGCAUUGUGAACGAUAACAAUGGCGGCAUUGAUAGUAUUGCAGCUCAAAUAGUGGUGGAUUCAUCAUCAAAAAUCUUAAGCAUAAUUGCAGGUUUUAAAGGGAACAAAAGAGAUUUUAAAGUACUUGAAUGUUCAACUUUGUAUAAAGAUAUUGAAGAAGGCAGGUUAUUAAACUCAAGCCCUUUGAUCAUCAAUGGAGAAGCUGUGAAUCAAUAUUUUGUUGGUGAUGGUGAUUACCCUUUGCUUCCAUGGUUAAUGGUGCCGUUCCAUGACGGUUUUCCGGGUUCGAGCCGAGCGAGGUUCAACGCGGCGCUUAGUGUAAUGCGUUCAUCGGCGUUGAAAACCAUUGCUAGUUUGAAGAAUUGGGGGAUUUUGAACCGACCGAUACACGAAGAGUUGAAGGCUGCGGUCGCCGUUAUCGGGGCUUGUUCGAUUUUGCAUAAUGUGUUGCUCAUGAGGGAAGAUGAUUCUGCAUUGUGUGAAACCAUGGGAGAUUACUUGGGGCAUACUCAAACCUUCCAUCACCAGCAGCACUAUGAGGAAGAUAGCAUUGAGGCUUCUGCAAUUCGAGAUGCAUUGGCGGAACAAGCUUGUGUUUAGAUCAGUCGAUUUGUGAAAUAUUACCGGAUUUGGACAAUUCGGGGUUCGAUGAAAACAAGCUAGAGAAGCUCAUGUUUCAAGUUGAGUACAACUUGUAGCUUUGAAAACAUGAUCGGGUUCGGAUCGAUUCGAAAUUCAUUGGACGAUUUUUGAAAUAGGUAAAAUACAUAUUCUUUCACUCAUUCGAAACAAAAUAAAUUCAAUAUGGACUAUACAUUCUUUUCCUUCAUGGCUAUUUUUCAGAAUCAUCCAUAGAUUAACCAAAGAACAAUGUAAUAUAUUAUUCUCAUUCUGCCAUUUUUGAUUCAAUUGAAAGCAAAAUCUUUGUUGUUUUUUUCCA